GCCGGGCACGCGGGCUGGGCCCAGCGGCCGAUCUGGACCCAGGAGGGCGCCCCGGGUGGCCUGAUGCGGCCCGUACCAGAAGCGCUUUCUGGUUCCCUGUGGGUGUGAUAGACAGUGAGCGUCCCGUCCCUGGGAGUAUGCAAAGGGAGCCUGCGCCGGGAUGGCUGGGACUGGUGAGCAGGACUCCACGCUGGACUCACGCCCCCUCCUAGCGCAGGGACGUGCCCCUUGCGCCCCAGCCGCGGAUGCUGGGGUAAUGUUGGGCGAGGUAGCAGAGGGACUGCUUACGGGGCCCCCUGUUCAUCCCAGGGACAAAGCAGAGCAGGUCACAGGCGGGUGUCAGCCUGCAGGUGUGGCCACAGUGAGCGCACCUCCAGGUGCGCAGUGGGACGGAGGAUAAAGGAAGCGCCAGGGAGGGCAGUGCCGGGCUGGGGGAAUAGGGUCUGAGCCUGGAGGAGGCGCUGCCCCUGUGCACCUGCCGGCAGGAAGUUUGGGAGGCUGGGAGCCAGGACAGCACCAGUCUGAGAUGGCAUGAGUGCAGCGUGCGUGACCAAGAGGUGGGCGUCAGAGAGAAGGGGCAGCUGAGAAGGUGGCUGAGAUCCUCAGAGGGCAAAAGGGUGGGGAGAGAAAUGGAAGGAGACUGUGCUCCGAAGCGCAGAAGAAAGUCCAGGUAAGAGGGAGUGGCAGAGUGAGGAUACGAGGAACCGUCAGCAGGGUGUGUGACAGCCUGUGUCUGUCCCAAAGGCUGCACCUUCCCUUGAGCUGGGCUUCAAGGCACCAGUCACCCUGGGUAGCCGUUGACCCCACGGUGUGGGACUUGGAGAGAUCUGUGUUUGAACCACGUGACCUGGGUGAGCCUUCUUAUGCCUCAGAACCUCACCCGCUCCAUCUGCAAUGCGGGGGGGCGAGAGGGGGUGACAGUACGUGCUGAGCACUGAGGAUGAAAGAAGGUGAUGCCAGGCACACUGGAGAUACUCUGUCACCUGGAGCUGCCACUCUGAUGCUUGUGCAGGGUCAUCUCUGGGGCUGGGAGCCAGCCCAGGGUGGGAUCUGAGUUGAGCUGUUGUCUGUCACUCUGCAGACUCACCGGGAGCAUUUGGGGUCACCUCUGAUGUGUUUAUACCGAGGUUGCUGUCAGCAGGGCCAGGAGAGCUCUGUAAAUAUUUAUCCAUCCCAGUUCGCAGCGUUGAGGGUUGAUGAAAGCCCCGAAGCCCAGUGUGACAAAGCUGCCCCCCUCCCGGAGGCAGCAGGGGAGGGGGAGGGGGCAUUUAGGAGGAAGCUUGGGGGGGAAGGUAAACCUGCUUGCCAACUGGCCGUGUGACUUGGCAGGUCGCUUGACCUCUCUGGGCCUCAGAGGGACAGGAUGCUGCAUAGAACAGCGUGGUGAUGCUCCCGUGCUCCUCACAGCCUAGCCAAGUGCCCCCAUUCAGGCUCACCUCUGAACAGCAGAAGGCACAACUCUGAUUACUUAUCCCAUUGGACAGAUAGCAACUGAGGCCCAGAGAGAGGCACAAGUAGUCUGGCCUUCCCCGGUGGUUUCCUAGCCUGGGGUCCUCCUUUUGUCCCCUGUCUGCUGCUGCUGUUUGUCUGGGUUGGAAGUUGACUCAGGGGCCGCCCUGAGUCUCCGAGCUCCGCCAAAAGACUGGGUCCGUGGAGAAAUCCCUUGAGUGUGUCUCAGGCUGUGGCUUGAUGCCUGCCAGACGAGGGCAGGGCUGGGCCAGCCAGGCCCACCACAGAGCGGCUGCUGGCCUAGGAGGGAAUGCACUGGGAGCAGAAACUCCUCAGGAAUGUGGGUUUUGGAGGAUGCACACGGCCGCCGCUCCGUGACGAGGGGGCCACAGUCUUGGCAUGCAGCUCUGCCCAGUAGCCUGGUGCCUGCCCCUGCCACCCAGGAGGCCCCCCGGCCUGCCAGCGGCCCCAGGCCCCCCCGCUGUGGUGUACCCGACCCACCCAAUGGGCUGAGCGCCCGCAACCGGCAGAAGCGGUUCGUGCUGUCGGGUGGGCGCUGGGAGAAGACAGACCUCACCUACAGGAUCCUCCGGUUCCCGUGGCAGCUGGUGCAGGAGCAGGUGCGGCAGACAGUGGCAGAGGCCCUGCAGGUAUGGAGCGAGGUGACACCACUCACCUUCACUGAGGUGCACGAGGGCCACGCCGACAUCAUGAUCGACUUCACCAGGUACUGGCAUGGGGACAACCUGCCAUUUGACGGGCCUGGGGGCAUUCUGGCCCACGCCUUCUUCCCCAAGACCCACCGAGAAGGGGACGUCCACUUUGACUAUGACGAGACCUGGACUGUCGGGGACAACCAGGGCACAGAUCUGUUGCAGGUGGCAGCCCACGAGUUUGGCCACGUGCUGGGGCUGCAGCACACAACAGCAGCCAAGGCCCUGAUGUCCCCUUUCUACACCUUCCGCUACCCACUGAGCCUCAGCCCAGAUGACCGCAGGGGCAUCCAACACCUAUAUGGCCAGCCCCGGCCUGCCCCCACCUCCAGGGCCCCGGCGCCAGGUCCCCGGGCUGGGAUGGACACUAACGAGAUUGCACCGCUGGAGCCGGAAACCCCACCAGAUGCCUGCGAGGCCUCCUUCGAUGCAGUCUCCACCAUCCGGGGUGAGCUCUUCUUUUUCAAGGCGGGCUUCGUGUGGCGGCUGCGUGGGGGCCGGCUGCAGCCUGGUUACCCGGCACUGGCCACUCGCCACUGGCAGGGACUGCCCAGCCCUGUGGAUGCAGCCUUCGAGGAUGCCCAGGGCCACAUUUGGUUUUUCCAAGGAGCUCAGUACUGGGUGUACGACGGUGAGAAGCCAGUCCUGGGCCCCGCACCCCUCUCCGAGCUGGGUCUGGUGGGAUCCCCGAUCCACGCCGCCUUGGUUUGGGGUCCUGAGAAGAACAAGAUCUACUUCUUCCGAGGCGGCGACUACUGGCGUUUCCAUCCCAGCACCCAGCGUGUGGACAGCCCCGUGCCCCGCCGGGCCACCGACUGGCGAGGGGUGCCCUCUGAGAUUGACGCUGCCUUCCAGGAUGCCGACGGCUAUGCCUACUUCCUACGUGGCCGCCUCUACUGGAAAUUUGACCCUGUGAAAGUGAAGGCUCUGGAAGGCUUCCCCCGCCGCGUGGGCCCCGACUUCUUUGGCUGUGCUGAGGCUGCCAACACUUUCCUCUGACCACAGCUUGGGUGUCCUCAGGGGUGCUGACCCCUGCCAGGCCCAGGAUAUCAGGCUAGAGACCCGCAGCCAUCUUUGUGGCUGUGGGCACCAGGCAUGGGACCAAGCCCAUGUCUCCUCAGGGGGGUGGGGUGGGGGCGCAAUCACCAUGACAAUUGCAGGGAGGGCCACGCAGGCCGUGGUCACCUGCCAGCGACCGUCUCGGACUAGGCAGGGAGGCUUUGGCUUUACUCAAGAGUGAGGGCGGCCUGGGACUGCCGCCGCCCCACCUGUGCAGGUCCUGGUCAAACCUGGCUGCUUUCUGUCUCUGUUCCUGUCUCUCAGGGUAGGACCUUGGCAGGGCUGAGGGAACUGGAGUGUCCUCACUCAAUCCCUGCUGUGAGGUUCCUGCCAGGAGCUGGCGCUGGAGCAGUGGAGCCAGGCCCCUGAGGCCUUCAGCCCUGGCCAAGCAACUGCACCAUGGGGCAUGGCCCUCUCCUGAGAAGUCAGCUCUGGGUAGGUGCUUGCAUCUGGCUGUCUUCCUGCUGGUGAUGCUGGAGCUGUUCCGCAGGAUGCAGGCCAAAAGGUCCACAGCCGGCUGGGGGCGGGGGGUGCUUCUUGCAGGAGA
Molecule: messenger RNA, 3768 nt
Organism: Microcebus murinus (gray mouse lemur)
Lineage: Eukaryota; Metazoa; Chordata; Mammalia; Primates; Cheirogaleidae
Source: RefSeq, a predicted model, not a curated record